Messenger RNA from Ordospora pajunii, 687 nucleotides. RefSeq lists its product as uncharacterized. The transcript has a single exon. The coding region runs from base 1 to 687 and encodes 228 amino acids. Lineage: Eukaryota; Fungi; Microsporidia; Ordosporidae. The record is from RefSeq and is a predicted model, not a curated record.
AUGAGUAGCAAUGAAAAAAGAAUGAAGCAUAGAGUAGAUAUUGUGAAUGCAUGUAUUGCUACAGGCUUGCCUCUUACUGUAAGAAGCACGGCUAUUCAGAUAUUCGACAGAGUAAUCGACAAGAUUGUACCGAAGGAUGAGGAAAUGAUCAACAUUUUAUAUGCAAUCAUUAUACUUGCUGCAAAAUGCGAAGAAAUCCAUGGAGAUCUGAAUGCCUUGAUUAGAAAACUGCCCAAUUCAAAUAAAGAAAGGAUAUUUGGCUAUGAAGAUGAGAUGCUUCAGGCAUUAGGCUACACUUUCUACUUUCCAAGUUUAUAUCUUAGGAUAUAUGGCAUUCUCACUAUUCUUCAAGAAAAAGACAUUAUAGAAGUGGCCAAUGCACGUAUAGAUUUGGAUGCCGACAUUAAUAGAGAGUCUAAUGAAGCCUACACGUUUCAUAAUAACAAGUGGCUUGUGCCAUGCAUCAACAGUCUUUGGAUAUCAUCGGUACAGAUGAUGGAUCGAAUUCUACUCCAUGAGAAAACAGGGUAUAAGGAGAUUGAGAUGGUAUAUGCCAGCUUACCGUUUCCAUGCGAGACUUUUGAGUUACUUUCGUUCCCAUUCGAUGCCAAAAAUGUUACAGAGCUUAGAAAUGCAUGCAUAAAAAUCCCCUUUUCACUAUACAAUCCUGAAAAUAUCUCCAUGUAA